This is a messenger RNA of Macrobrachium nipponense, 873 nucleotides long. RefSeq names its product crustacyanin-A2 subunit-like. Gene Ontology annotation, cellular component: cytoplasm. The record is from RefSeq and is a predicted model, not a curated record. The transcript is spliced from 3 exons. Gene Ontology annotation, biological process: lipid metabolic process; response to reactive oxygen species. Gene Ontology annotation, molecular function: pigment binding. The coding region runs from base 16 to 732 and encodes 238 amino acids. Lineage: Eukaryota; Metazoa; Arthropoda; Malacostraca; Decapoda; Palaemonidae.
AUUAGUCGAAGAAUCAUGAAAAGCAACUUACGCCAGAAAGCCCCGCCCACAAACGCACCACACGCAGGCACAGCAAGCAUAAAAGCGAGUAACGAGAAGGCCUUGAAGCACAGUUUGGCACGGAAGCACAACCAGAGCAAAUCGAAGAUGCUUCGUCUCGUCCUCUUAGUCUUUGGGAUCGUAGGAUCUGUCGUCUGCGAGGAUACCCCAGAUAUUCCUGCCUUCCUGGAAAAAGGAAACUGCGCCAGAGUGGGCACCUUUCCAAAAUUCGAUUUAAGAAGGUACAGCGGACGCUGGUACCAGACCGACGUCAUCGAAAUUCCCUACCAGCCUUAUACCAAAUGCAUCAAUUCCUUCUAUGAGUACUCAGAGCCUUUGUAUGGAUUCAACGUCAGGACAGCAGGACUUAGCCCUGAGGGCGAGCACAUGAAGUUGGAAGGGAAAAUCUACCCAACUGAGAAGUUCCCCGCAAGUCACAUGUUGAUUGACUUCCCUACAGUCAUGGGAUACCCUUACGAAAUCAUCGACACCGACUACGACACCUACUCCUGCGCCUACUCCUGCGUCGACUGGAACGCCUACAAGACGGAGUUCGCCUUCGUCUUCUCGAGGACUCCUGAGAACAAUGGACCCGCCACUGCCAAGUGCAAGUCGAUCUUUGCAAAGCACGGAAUCGACUUCUCGAAAUUCGUCAAAGUCCCCCACACUGACGAUUGUGUCUACAGAGCCUAGAUUUCUUUGAGUAGGACACAGAUCACCUCAUGCAUUCAUAGACAUUCAGUUAUUGUUGUCCAUGAGGGCACGCGCAUGUUCCAUACUUUUCUGAUUACGAACUGAGAUCAGUCAAUUACAAAUAAAUGUGAUUUCAUAUUA